AUGCAGCACCUCGGCGCUGCUGGUGUGAACAGGAAGCCUCGGACGCGAGUUUCAACUGGCUCAGCUGCAUUGCCAGACGGAUGGUUCCCCAUUGAGCCGCAGACGCACAAGAACGGCAAAGCCCGAGGACGCCCCGGCCCCGAUGCUCUCGGUAUGGCCAACACUGUGGAUCCGCUCACGUUUUUGGCUCAGAAGCCGAGCACUCGGUGGCCAAGUGAGCGUAACGUUAAUGGCAGGAAACAGCAGCAGCAUCCAAGACGACGGAGGCUUCGAGCAUCGGGUGAGAGCGUUUUCCCAGUGGCUGAGGCCUUUUCUCCACAGAGAUCUCUACGUCUCGCCAAGCUGCCGCUGCUGAAGACUAGGAGUCGACCUGAGGACGUAGAAGCUGGAGGACUGUCGAAUCAGCUGUUUGCGGCGACCCCAGUGCUGAUGAACUCGCCUCGGGAGACUGAACUUCCCUUGCACGAGCUGAUUCAAACGAUGGACGACGCAGUGAAGGCGGAUCCUUCGGCUGAGUUGAACCAGUCUUCAAUUGCUCGUUUGUUCAUGAACCAAUGGCUUCGACAGUUUGAAGCGGAUCGACGCAGCUACAAAUCUGUUGCGGUCCGAUACGAGGUAGGCUUUGAAGAGCUGCAGCGACGAACUGUCAACCUUCCACGGCCGAACGACCUUAUCACAACCUUUUGCUGCAAAGUGCUUGGUAAAGUAGAAGACCUCACGCCCCAUUUUGGACCCUACGCGCCUCUAUUCCGCGUACUAAGUGCAGAGUUGAUUCAGUCCAUCUACGCCCCCGAUGGCCUCCCGUACUUUGCACUCGUCAAGCACCAUAAACGACUUCUGCUAACGCUUCGCAAGGACAAAGAGUGGCGGGAAGAGCGGGAUGGGGUUCUUGCUGAUGAUAUCGGUAAGGUGUAUUCCAUGUUUCGGCGCUUUUUAUCAGAGUGUACGUACGCUUUAUCCCGGAUGCUGUUUCGCGAGUGGCACUUCGUUGCCGUCAUCCAAAAGAAGAACAACAGAAAAUACAUCGCGUAUUUCUCAAACUGGUUCAGCAACUCCCCCAAAGCCAUUCUCGGGAAGGUGUUUGUGGCGUGGAAGCGUGAGGCUGCCAUCCACAGGAUCGAGAAAAUCCGAAAGCAAAUGCAGAUUGACUUCCAGGCCCUAGCCGUCGUUAAACGGCAGGUAGAUGACUUGACACGGCAGCGCGAUACUGCGCAGGCCGACAACCUCUCGAUGCGGAGUGAUCGCAAACAAGCAGAAGAGUGGGCACGAACGCUAGAACUCCGAAUUAAGGCCGCCAGCGCGUACUUGGAUACAACUCGCCGUCGAGAGGCCCAAGUUUGUCAAGAAGGCCAGUUGCGUGUCGAGGCUGUAGCGUGUUUGCCACCUCUCAUCCUUGAAUCGCUGUUACGAGGUUAUCAUAGUGUUGGAUUCUUGCAACAAGCACCAGCUCAUGCUCAAGACAGCUCGUCUGGCUUAGUUGGUGAUGCUGGUGACUCGAGCGCACAACCGGAUUCAGUGGAAAAAGGAUCGUCCUCGGUUCUUUUGGGGUGUGUUGAUGAAAUAUCGCGGUUACGAGAUAUGUCACUACGACGAAAGUCAUCCAGCUUGUCUCCAACUCGUGCUGGGAGAUCCAACUCAGUAGUGCUUGGUACUACUGCUGGGAGGUCGAAUUCGGUGGUUAUGGGUACUGGAUUGGUGGAAACUGAAGAACAACCGCCUUCUUUACAAGCAGCAGCGGUGGCAGCAGCUACGAUGACGGGUAGUCCUACAGCUCGGCGGGCUGCAGCGGGGGCUGUGUCACAAGAUGAACUCUCUGGACGAACAUUUUCAAAAUUCUUUACCUCGCUUCGUGAACGCAUCCACGAUCCUGACGCUAAAGUCCUCUUCACCCCGAGACUAGCCCACGAGUAUCUGUUUGAUAAGGACAAGCAGCUAAGCCUGCACGAGAAUGCACAAGUGGCGCGAGAAUUUGAACAGCUUUUGCGAGCAAUCCGUGUACAAGAUGAACAUUACGCCAGCAACUCCAAGCUAUUUAAUUCACGGAUGCUUGAGAGUCAUGAAGUCUCCCUUGUGCCAAACCGCUCUCUGCCUAAUCGAGCGCUCCAAGUGCCGGAAGGAUCUGCUGGGUCCGAUAAAGGUGAUCUGGGUAUUAUCAACGGUGUCAAGCGCUUUUGGGUAGUUAGCGCCGCUGCAAGGAAGCCCAGAACCCCGUCGCGCGGUGCACAAUUAAAACGUUCGCUUACACGAAAACAAACUGGUUUGGUGGUCAGGGAGCGUCCGCAGACACAACAAGUAUCUUUACUCGAAAACCUCGAGCUAUUUCGUGAGAGCGACUUCGAUAUCUCGCCACGCCAUUCACGCGGAUUCACGAUAUUGCUUCUGGCCCAUAUAGUAACGGAGUACGGGUCGUUGUUGUUUUCACCAGCAGAUAUGAGUGCGUUCACUCAUAACGCCUACCUGCAUCCAGCCAAAUCGGAGCUUGUUCAAGCCUUAAGUUCUCAAGACCUCAACAAGGGCAAACCACGAUCGUCACUGGCGCAGAGCUCGCUGGCCCUUGUCCCAGCAGAUUCAUCCUCGAUGGUUAUCGAGAGCGCAGCAAGUACCAGCAACUCGCUGCGAACCAUUCUGCCGAUUGUCACCGCGUACGAAACCUGGAAUCAAAUCUCCGAGCAACUCAUUUCAGGAAAUGUGGUUCAAUCUCGCGGUAUGACGCCGAACGUGGUGGUCGAUCCGAACGAGGCUAGCAGCGCAGAAUUGUUGAGAACACAAGGAGUUGCCCCGAUCCGGCCAAUGCUACGGCACCAGUUUGAACCGCUCUCACACAGUUUGUUCCUCGCGCCUGCGAGAGACAAAUCGAGUCGAAGAACGAGUAUCACUACCGGGGACGGGAAUACGUAUCAUACAGCUCGGAUUCGCCACCUCACUGCCGAAGGACCCGAUAGACUUAUCAAAUGUAUUGAGGCCAUCCACGCAUGUGUGAAAAGCACGUCCGCCAAGAUGAAAGACUUCAAAGUCACUCAUCAGCAACUUCGAGAGUUGCGGGUUACUCAGUGGCAGACAGCGAGCGAGCUUGCUUCUCAGUUCGCGGCAAAGCAGAGUGAAACACUGGUACCAACGGGGACUAUCGGCCUGGUGGACCAUCGCGAGCACGUGUACGAGUGCAUUUCGCUCACAAACAACACAAUGCGUCGAAUAUUCAGCGUCGAGGAAAACCCCGACGUCGAGCUGACACGGGUGCGCGCUGUCCUCGAGAAACACCAUCGGGUUAUACGGCAGCUGUACACACCGUUCCGCGCCAUCAUCAAGCAUGCCAUGAGCCUCGAUGAUCUGUGGCACAUUGUCAAGAUACUUCGUCUACCUCGCGAGAUUCACGUGCUACCGAUUCUUCGAGACGAAGAGAUGGUGGCCAACGGCUACGAGCAACUCUUCUCCCCUGAGGACCUGGCAGAACUCGUCCUUCAACUAUGCAAUGAGCAGUUCCAAUCCCAGAUCGCUCCGUUGAGCGCGCGGGUCGAGUACUUCAUCACUCACCACCUGACGAUCGCAGCCCAGAACCGAAGCCUCAUUCGGACGCUCAUGCACCGCCCGGAUGUGAAGCUCGCGAUUGGGAGCCACUCACAGACUAUUCGCAUCGUCUUCCGCCGAUACUGCGCCAAGGAGCGCGAGAUGAUGACACCCGCCAACGGCCCGACCAAGGUGAAGCCUCGGCAUACUGCACCAGGGAUCACCAAGUACAUGCGCAUGGUAGACUGGCAGGCGUUUGUCCAGGAGUAUCGCCUGGUCCGCGCUCGCUUUUCAAUGGAUCAGGCGAUGAAUGUCUUCCGCAACGUUCAAGAGGCCCCCCCAGGAAGUGACGAUCACCUCGAGUUGAUAUACAGCGAAUUCUGUGAGGCGCUUGUGGGCAUGGCGAUGUUUUACUUCCCAGACCCGUUCCUGAAGACCGCCACCAAAGUCACGCAGUUUCUCCGUCGGUACCUGCCAUUGACACCCGAAGAAGACCAUGCCUAA
Messenger RNA from Phytophthora sojae, 4008 nucleotides. RefSeq lists its product as hypothetical. The record is from RefSeq and is a predicted model, not a curated record. The transcript has 5 exons. The coding region runs from base 1 to 4008 and encodes 1335 amino acids. Lineage: Eukaryota; Oomycota; Peronosporomycetes; Peronosporales; Peronosporaceae.